Messenger RNA from Mesorhabditis belari, 606 nucleotides. The record is from the annotation of a GenBank genome assembly. NCBI's taxonomy places the organism in Eukaryota, Metazoa, Nematoda, Chromadorea, Rhabditida, Rhabditidae.
AUGAAUAAGCCGAGCCGCACUCAUCCCGAAGAUUAUAGCCUGAACCCCGCAUUUAUCUUUCAACAGAACCCCGAUUUCGAGGAUUUUGAGUUCUCGCUGAUUCUCGACUCCAUCCGAAAGUACAUGAUUGAAGUGAAUUGCUGGAAGAGCUGUCGUCAGUGGUUACUGGAUGAGCUUAACGGAGAUGAGAAAGCUGCAAACGAGCGAUUCGCUGAUCCGUGCGAAUGCAAAAAGCCACUUGACCACUAUGGGGACAAUUGUGAUUCGGCGACGUGGUUUCUUAGAAUGAUAACUGGAGCCUUUUAUAACGAAGAUGGACCGAACAACCCUCGUGGCCUGUCCCUGCUCGAGCCCGGAGACACUAGAUAUAUCGCGAUGCUGCAAGCUAAGAACAUCAGUUUCUCGAAUUUCUUCAUCGAAAUGAGACGCUACAUGGUGGCCGCCGGUGGCUGGAAGGAAUGCCAGGACGCCAUUGCGCAUCUGAACGAAACUGAGAAGAAGGAGUUGUCAAAGAAGGACUGUAGCUGUCGGCUUUUAGCGCCGGGAAAGGAAAGUCGGUUCCGGUAUAAUUUGUAUCUGCUCGGCGCUACGAUGUGUUAUCGUGUC